AUGUUGCUACGCUACACUUUUCAGUAUCCCAGACGCCAAAGCAGCAGUGAGUUGCGUGAACAGAUAUUAGACCUAAGUAAAAGAUAUGUCAAAGCACUUGCAGAAGAAAAUAAAAAUUUAAUGAAUGGUGGCAGUGGAGCUUCUAUGGCAGGAUAUGCUGAUCUUAAGAGAACAAUUGCUGUUCUUCUGGAUGACAUCUUACAACGCCUGGUGAAAUUGGAAAGCAAAGUUGAUUACAUUGUUGUGAAUGGCUCAGCAGCAAAUACCACCAAUGGAACUAGCAAUCAAGUGCCACUGUCUUCAAAUAAACGUGUAAAUGCAGCAGGCAACAUUAGAUAG
This is a messenger RNA of Dromaius novaehollandiae (emu), 339 nucleotides long. It is a transcript of the gene CCDC126, whose product is annotated as coiled-coil domain containing 126. The transcript has 2 exons. The record is from RefSeq and is a predicted model, not a curated record. Gene Ontology annotation, cellular component: membrane. Bases 1 to 339 code for a protein of 112 amino acids. NCBI's taxonomy places the organism in Eukaryota, Metazoa, Chordata, Aves, Casuariiformes, Dromaiidae.